Suillus clintonianus is the source of this 1507-nucleotide messenger RNA. RefSeq lists its product as uncharacterized. The transcript has 3 exons. The record is from RefSeq and is a predicted model, not a curated record. NCBI's taxonomy places the organism in Eukaryota, Fungi, Basidiomycota, Agaricomycetes, Boletales, Suillaceae. The coding region runs from base 119 to 1408 and encodes 429 amino acids.
CGGGCGAGUGAAUGAAGAUGUAGAAGAACUCGCUAUAGCAGUGAUAUCAAACCUGCUGAGCCCUCCAUCCACUCCGUCGAAUCAAAUUGUUGCCAAUUGCACUCUUCUUGCUGGUGUGAUGAUCGGGGUUCGGUUGGACAAGAAGGACAUAGUUCGGAUUGAUAAAAGUGCUGCUCUGCCUCAACUCGCGCAGUCCCUUUUGACGCAGUUCCAAAAGGUUCUUUGGGCAUCCGAUGGAGGUGAUGUCGACAAAGACAGCACAGGAGUCGCACGCCGGGCAUGGAAACUCCUCAACGUCAUCUGUCGCAUUCUCGAGCCUGCUCGACCUUACUAUAUUCGUUCAUCCCACCCGAUGCGGAACCUGGAGAUGUGCAGGAAGAUUUAUUCAAGAGCGAGUUCAUCAGAAGAUUCCUGGGAUUUGUUGGAAGCUCUGCGAAAUGCACUGCGUUUCACGUUCGUUGCUGCUAAAGUAUCUCAGGACCCUGCCGUCUUGUGGAAUAGGCAGUUUUGGUGGUUAGACGAUGUCUCGCCAGAAGACUUAGACUGGCUGGUGGACUACCUGGACUAUAUUUAUUCCGACGACUACCAGACCGCAUAUGACAUCAUUUUACUACUGGUUGGCUUGCGGACUCACUGCAGUCCCGCUAAACGACAUACAUUUAUCGAGAGCCUCAUCGCAUGCAUGGGCAGUGACGUGCCUUACAGUUUACGUCACAUCGCUCUUCGCGCUGUUCAUAGAGUCCGACAAGACAUGGCAUCGAUCCAUGUGAUUGAUGAUGCAGGUCUACGCGACAUGGUUUUGACCAAGCUCUCCCCCGCUAUUCUGACCGCGGUUUGUCCGCGACCAGGUGCAACACCUGCCGAUGAUGGCCCUGACCACAGUCUCGAUUAUGAACGCGACUCGUGCUAUCUCGAACUGGUUUUUGCCCUUGCGAUGAAUUCCAACUGGCACUCCCAUUUGUCUGGGGAUCACCAUAUAGAACAAUGCAUUAGCAUGAUUGCAGCUUGCCGCUUCAUGCCGCAUGUAAUUUACCUAGCGGGCAUCCUCCUCCAAAUUGCACCUGAACAGUGGUCGGCCACAUCGCUCGAUUCUAUCACAGAGCGGGAGUGGUGGGAAUUGAUGAGCAGUGCAUGGAGGUAUGCAUACCGUGUAAUUGGCGACAUACACUGUUUCGAGUUCCUUCCCGUCCUUGUGGAAGGCACGAAAAAGUACAUGCGGGUUGCUUCGGCAUUUGAUCUCGGGCAGCUCAUCAGAGAUGUGGAUGGUACUCUCGAAACACUGGAGAGGCUAUAUUCAGAGCAGGGAGAGCAGAGAGAGGGGGUCGCCGUUGCUGUGAAAGAGUUUAGGACGGUGGCCAGCGACAUGCUUGAGAGGAUGGUCAAAAGUGAUGAAGUCGUUGGUCCCUGAUUAUCACAGUGCCUGCAUGUUGUGGUAGGGUCCUGGGACAAGAGGAAGGGAUGCCGCAAUGCGAGUAUCACUGUGAAAAUCUAAACAAGAUCGAUUUUG